AUGUGCCCGCUGCUGCUGCUGCUGCGUGUCUUCACCACCAACAACGGGCGCCACCAUCGCAAGGACAAGUUCUCCUGCGGGAACGUGCCGUCCAGUGAGCUGCAGAUCUACACCUGGAUGGAUGCAACCUUGAAAGAACUGACUAGUUCAGUAAAACAAGUCUACCCAGAAGCUAGAAAGAAGGGCACGCACUUCAACUUUGCAAUUGUUUUUACGGAUAUGAAAAGGCCUGGCUACCGGGGGAAGGAGAUCGGCAGCACCAUGUCGGGGAGAAAGGGGACUGAUGAUUCCAUGACCCUGCAGUCGCAGAAGUUUCAGAUAGGAGAUUAUCUGGACAUAGUGAUCACCCCUCGAAUUGGGCACCACCUCCUUCAGAGCGCGUGAGACCAUAUUAAACUUUAUUGACUACUAGAGGCCCGAUGCACGAAAUUCAUGCGAGGGUAGGCCUUCCGUCCCUCGGCUGCCGGCAUCGGCUUCCCUCUGGCACCCAGGACCUGGACUUCCCUCAUGGCCUGGCUUCGUCCGGAAGGUCGUCUGGAAG
Myotis daubentonii (Daubenton's bat) is the source of this 541-nucleotide messenger RNA. Its product is annotated as histone deacetylase complex subunit SAP18-like. The coding region runs from base 1 to 384 and encodes 127 amino acids. The record is from RefSeq and is a predicted model, not a curated record. The transcript has a single exon. NCBI's taxonomy places the organism in Eukaryota, Metazoa, Chordata, Mammalia, Chiroptera, Vespertilionidae.